This is a messenger RNA of Cetraspora pellucida, 513 nucleotides long. Lineage: Eukaryota; Fungi; Glomeromycota; Glomeromycetes; Diversisporales; Gigasporaceae. The record is from the annotation of a GenBank genome assembly.
AUGCAAACGAGUACUGUCCCAUUUGCUAAUUCGGCGGCCGAAGGCUUCCAAAAGAUCCUUAAACAAGAAGGUGCAAAUGGUUUCUACAAAGGCCUUACUCCUCUUUGGGCUAGACAAAUUCCCUACACUAUGAUGAAAUUCGCAAGUUUUGAGAGAACCGUCGAAUACAUUUAUAAAUCUCUCGGCAAACCCAAAGAACAAUACAACAAACUUGAACAACUUGGUGUAUCUUUCCUUGGUGGAUACAUUGCUGGUGUUUUUUGUGCGAUAGUCAGUCAUCCUGCUGAUACUUUGGUUUCUAAGCUUAAUAAUGUAACAAAAGCAGAAGGAGAGUCAACUCUUGCUUUAUCUAUCAAGCUUACUAAGGAGCUCGGAUUCACCGGAAUCUGGAGAGGUCUUGGUACUCGUGUUAUAAUGAUUGGUACUUUGACUGCUUUACAGUGGUUAAUUUAUGACUACGUUAAAGUGUAUGCUGGAUUACCAACGACUGGCUCGAGCGGCAGUAAAAAAUAA